AUGACGUCCACUCUCGUGGAGACACUGGUCCUCGCGGUGGGAGAGGUUCUAGGGGUGGAGAGCGAGGCCGAGUUGUUCCUAGACCACGGUGGUGGUCCCAGAGAAGUACAAUUCUGGCUUGAAGGGGCUGGUCCAAAAACCAUUGGUAAGAUAAAAUCCAAAGGGAAAAAGCCCGCCAAUUCCGGACCAGACGAAUCUGGAAGAUACACCACAGUCGAGAAUUUCUUCCGUGAAAGAUAUGGGAUCAAUGUUGAUUCCAAUGUACCAGUAGUUAAUGUUGGCACGCGUCAAGAUCCGUCCUAUCUGCCAGUCGAAGUCUGCGUUGUUAUAGCUGGCCAGGCAGCGGGUGUCAAGCUGAGAGGAAGACAAACUCAGAACAUGAUACGAUUCGCGGUGCGCAACCCCGCUCAGAAUGCUCUAUCCAUCACGACGAAAGGUGCUGGUGCACUGGGGCUGACGCCCCAGCUCAAUACGACGUUGGGAACAGCUCGACCCGCUCACUAUUAUAUUGUGUGGGAUGAGAUUUUUUCUGUACAGAAACCGCAACCACCCUUCGAGAACGCAGCCGACCUCCUUGAGGACUUAACCCACAGUAUGUGCUAUUUAUUUGGUCGCGCGACGAGAGCUGUCAGUAUCUGUCCGCCUGCAUACUACGCUGAUUUGGUUUGUGAGCGCGUCCGCUGUUAUCUCAAGGAAGUCUUUGAUGCAAGCGCGGAAUCCAGCAUAUCUGGCAGUAUGCUCGAAGGCGGUGGCGGCACCGGACGGAUGAUAGAGACCUCGGACGUUCGAGUCCAUCAAAACGUGCGAAACACGAUGUACUACAUUUGA
Molecule: messenger RNA, 828 nt
Organism: Aspergillus saccharolyticus JOP 1030-1
Lineage: Eukaryota; Fungi; Ascomycota; Eurotiomycetes; Eurotiales; Aspergillaceae
Product: argonaute/piwi family protein
Exons: 4
Coding region: 1-828 (275 amino acids)
Molecular function (GO): protein binding; RNA binding
Source: RefSeq, a predicted model, not a curated record